AUGGGUGAUAAAGCCAUACUGAGUGAGGUACUUGAAGCCUCUAAUCUAACAACAGCCUACGCAGAUUUAACUCCUAAAACUCUAUUAAGAGAAUUACGUCAUGUUGGAGAAGAUUUAUCUGUGCGUUACUCGAGCAUUGAUGAUAGAGCUGAGCUAGGCGAUCCUGAAGAUUCACAGAAUCAUCAACCGGCUAAAGAUGAAGCUGAAGCAACAUUCACUGUCGAUGAUGCUGUGGAAGCACUCGGAUUUGGCCGUUUCCAACUUUUUCUCAGCCUUUUAACUGGAAUGGCUUGGAUGGCUGAUGCUAUGGAGAUGAUGCUGUUGUCAUUAUUAUCACCCGCAUUAGCAUGUGAAUGGGGUAUCAGUUCUGUUCAGCAAGCGCUCGUGACAACAUGCGUAUUCACUGGAAUGAUGACGUCAUCUACCCUCUGGGGAAAGAUUUGUGAUCGAUUCGGAAGACGAGUGGGCUUACAAUGUUCAACAUUGAUGGCAUUUGUUAUGGGAGUAUUAAGUGGGCUAUCACCUCAUUUUUAUGUUCUCCUGUUCUUCAGAGGAUUAACCGGAUUCGGAAUCGGUGGAGUACCUCAAUCUGUUACUUUAUACGCUGAAUUCUUACCUAUGACUCAACGUGCUAAAUGUGUUGUACUAAUUGAGAACUUCUGGGCUAUUGGAGCAGUUUUCGAGUCGCUCUUGGCUUACUUCAUUAUGAAUACAUGGGGUUGGCGAUGGCUCAUCAUUUUCUCAUCUUUGCCGUUGGGAUUAUUUUCACUUAUGUCAUUCUGGCUACCAGAAUCACCACGUUAUCUUAUUGCUUGUGGAAAAGAGGAAAAAGCAUUGGAAAUGCUUCAAAAGGCAGCUAAGGAUAAUCGCGUGCAAUUGCCGAAAGGCAGAUUGGUUGCUAAUAUAAAGAAUACUGAAGAUCGCGGAGGCUUGGCAGCAUUAUUGAAUCCAGAUCUUAAAAAAACAACAUUGCUUUUAUGGUUCAUAUGGGCAAUGAAUGCAUUCUCCUACUACGGCAUUGUACUUUAUACAACGGUGUUAUUCCAAUCGCAUGAUGAGUGCCAUGGUGGACUGUUCUCCAAUGGAACAUCUCUGGAGGAAUGUCAUCCCUUAACUCGGUCAGAUUAUUUCGAUUUACUGCAAACAACUUUAGCGGAAUUCCCCGGCUUACUAAUCACCGUAUUUGUGAUUGAAUGGCUGGGACGUAAAAGAACAAUGGCAUUUGAAUUUGCCAUAUUUUCUGUUUUCACCUUCCUUCUAUACUUCUGUUUGGACAGAUUCACCGUUACCUGCUUCAUAUUUAUAUCACGAGCAUUCAUUUCGGGAGCUUUCCAAUGUGCAUAUGUCUACACGCCUGAAGUGUAUCCAACAACAUUACGAGCUGUAGGAUUGGGUGCUUCGUCAGCAAUGGCUCGAAUAGGAGCAAUUAUAACUCCAUUUGUUGCUCAAGUUUCAUCUGGAUACUCGCUGUCACUGCCUAUAUCUAUAUAUGGAACAGCAGCUCUAAUGGCAUUAGUUGCUGCCAUAUCCUUGCCAAUUGAAACAAAAGGUCGAAAGAUGAUUGUAAGUUGUCAUUUGACAUUUAAAUAUUUCAACUUCUAUUCAAGGACUCACACUGAAUACAAAGAAAAGAAUGCCGUCGUCCUACAGCAUCCUAUAGCUAGAAGUUAA
Messenger RNA from Auanema sp. JU1783, 1671 nucleotides. The record is from the annotation of a GenBank genome assembly. Lineage: Eukaryota; Metazoa; Nematoda; Chromadorea; Rhabditida; Rhabditidae.